This is a messenger RNA of Rhinocladiella mackenziei CBS 650.93, 1695 nucleotides long. RefSeq lists its product as uncharacterized. Lineage: Eukaryota; Fungi; Ascomycota; Eurotiomycetes; Chaetothyriales; Herpotrichiellaceae. The transcript has a single exon. Gene Ontology annotation, molecular function: transmembrane transporter activity. Gene Ontology annotation, biological process: transmembrane transport. The coding region runs from base 1 to 1695 and encodes 564 amino acids. The record is from RefSeq and is a predicted model, not a curated record.
AUGGAGGGCACUAAGGACGAAAACGGAGCAGAGAAAGAUACUAUUCAAAGUUCUAUAGAUGGAGCGCAAGCCCUAACUGGAGAAUCAACUCUGAAACCUGGACGAAAGUCCGAUGAGAGCAACUCGAUCAUACCUGACAAUCCCGACAAUCGGCAAAGUGCCAGGGCUGCACAAGAGCCUCCCUCUGAACAGCCUACUCCUGAUCCUGUGCCCAAGCAGUAUUCGGUCUUCACCACGAAGGAAAAGAGACUCAUCAUUGCAGCCGGUUCGCUCGCUGGGUUCUUUUCACCCCUAUCGUCCUCCAUUUACCUCCCGGCCCUCAAUAGCAUCGCGGAUGCCUUACAUGUCUCCGGCUCCCAGAUCAACUUGACCGUCACCACGUACUUGAUCCUGCAAGGCAUUGCUCCGAUGAUGAUUGCCGGGUUUUCCGACAGUAUGGGUCGGCGUCCUGCAUAUAUUCUCUGCUUCUCCAUUUAUUUGGUCGCGAAUCUUGGACUCGGCCUGCAGAAUAGUUAUGCUGCCCUGCUCGUUCUUCGGUGCAUUCAAAGCGCGGGAAGCAGUGGCACCAUUGCCCUGGCCAACGGCCUGGUGGGGGAUACCGUAACAUCAGAACAGCGAGGUGAAUUCAUCGCCUUUGCUUCUUUGGGUGGUCUGUUAGGCCCUUCAGUCUCUCCAAUCAUAGGAGGCGCGAUUAGCCAGUCUCUGGAUUGGCAUUGGAUCUUUUGGUUUCUUCUCAUCUUCUCUGCCGUCUUCUGCGUCCCUCUGUUCUUGUUUCUCCCUGAGACUUGUCGCAACAUCGUCGGGGAUGGUUCCAUUCCUCCGCCGCCGUUAAACUGGUCCUUGACAGACGUCAUCCGUCACAGACGCCGAGCACGACGAGGUGCCGCGUUUGAUCCCGCUGAACAGGCCGAGUUACGCAAGAAUUAUCACUUUCGCCUUCCAAAUCCCACACCUACCUUGCUGAUUCUCAUCGAUCCGGAAUCGAUCGUGAUCUUGGUUGCCACGGGACUGAGCCUUGCUUGUUUCUAUGGGAUUUCCACCGGCGCCGCCUCAUCGCUGUCAGAUGUGUACGGGCUCAAUAAUAUUCAAAUCUCCUUGAUGUUCAUCCCGAUCGGGGUGGGUGGCAUUGUAUCGGCAUUCACCACAAGCAAAUUGAUCGACUGGAAUUAUCGUCGACAUGCCCACAAACACGGAAUCAUCAUCGUCAAGGGCGUCAAACAAGAUCUGUCCGAGUUUCCCAUUGAACAAGCUCGCAUGGAGGUGGCUUUACCACUUUUGGUUCUGUGUUCAUUGUUCAUGAUCGGAUACGGCUGGACAAUGGAUCACAAAAUCAGUCUGGCAGGACCGGCGAUAUUCCUCUUUUUGCUCGGCUACGCGGCCAUUGCAACAUAUCAGACUUUCAAUGUGCUCAUGACAGACAUCUGGCCCGGGAAGGCCGCCUCAGCUACGGCAGCCAACAAUUUUGUCAGAUGUGAGCUUGGGGCGGCAGCAUCAGCAGCUAUCGAACCGAUGAGUUCGGCGAUGGGAAGAGGAUGGGCUUAUACGACAUUGGCGUUGAUCUAUAUCGGCUUUGCACCAACUUUGUUGAUUCUCAUGCGACGGGGUAUUGAGAUGCGAAAAGCAAGGACAGAAAGAGAGGAGCGAAAAAAGGCUAAAAAGGUUCAAAAGCAGGAGAAAAGGAAUCAAAAAGGAUAG